Messenger RNA from Lucilia cuprina (Australian sheep blowfly), 1696 nucleotides. RefSeq lists its product as uncharacterized. Lineage: Eukaryota; Metazoa; Arthropoda; Insecta; Diptera; Calliphoridae. The coding region runs from base 423 to 881 and encodes 152 amino acids. The transcript has 2 exons. The record is from RefSeq and is a predicted model, not a curated record.
UUAUUUCUAUGUACACAAACAAUAAAAAAAAAUAAUAGAUUAGGCAUGUGAAAUUUUUGUUAACACAAUUUGGCAAAGAAAUUGUUAUAGAUUAACAUAAAAAGUGGUGCAGUUACUUAAAAAAAUACUUUUUAAUAUAUUUGCUAUCUAUAAAUACGAAAAACAAGUCAUCGCUUUACAAUUGUUUCAUAAAAAUGGCAUUUAAAAGAUAAAACUGAUAAACAAAAGUUGGGAAUGAUUUUGGAGCCAAGACUUUUAUUAAAACAAAAUAAAUAAACAUAUUGAUGAAAUAAGAAAAAAACAACUCCUAGAACAAACUCAUAAAUUGGUUAAUUUACAAGUUGGUGUUAACAUUUUAAAAUCAGUCAUUAUAGUCGGUGUUGAACAGAUUUUUGUUUUAAACAUUUGCAAAACAAAACGAAAUGGCAAUGAGAUCAUACCAGAAUACUGCCCAGCGUUUACUAAGAUGUUUCUGUGGCUGUCGCGAAAUGACUGUGGAGGAAGUUCAACGUAUUUAUCAGUUUAGCGUUCAGGAAACUCUUAUCAAUCGCCAGGCCUUAGCUUUAUUGAAAAGUUUUCUGCAGCAAGCUCGCAGUGGUGAUAAAUCAACAACUGAACAAUAUGUAGAAGUCUAUGAACUGUGCGGUCAAUAUAUGACAGCUAAUGCAGCUAUUUUAACAUUAGAUGAAUUAGAUGAACUAGUGGAUUUAGGUUUACCGUAUCACUUGGAGAAGGAACUGCAUAAUCAAAUACAAACCGGAGAUAGUGAUAAUAUCACCCGUUGCCUACUACGCAUACAAGGUGAUAUGCGCAAUAGCAUUGAAUUAAGUGACGAAUAUAAGGAAUAUAAAAAUGCAAUUCUAAAGAAACUUAAUCAAUAAGCAUCGUGAGGUAUCGUAGGCUAUGAGUAAUAUACUCAGGAACUGAAACCAAAAGUGCUUUCAAAUGUUUGUAAGAUGAAAAAAACUGCCCUGUUUUAACUUAUCAACUAUCAGUUCUUUUAUUACUUUAAAUCAAAGUAUUUUUUAAAAUAAUAUAUAAAAUAGUAAAAAUAUCUAUUAUAUAUCAGCUGAAAUAUUUAUUUCUCAAAGCUUUAAUUUAUUAUGUUUUGCGUCCCGUGUAUUAAUAGUUUAUCACAAAACUCAUUUAAGUCGUAAUUGUUACAUUCAAUGCAGAGAAGAUUUUUUGUAGAACAAGCAAAUCUUACAAAUACUGGAAUGGAGUUAUCAAUUGCUUGUAAUAAUAUAUAUUUCUUUGUUUAUCAGAAAAUUAUGAUAAAAGAUGUAUAUGUUCAGAUUUUGCUUUUGCUGAACACUUGUAUUUCGAAAAUAAAAAACUAGUUGUAGAAAUACACGAAAUUAUGUUUUAAAUAUAAUUUACUUAAAAAAAUUAUCUUUUUGUAUCCUGAAACUUGUACAUUCAUGUAGAUGUAUUAAAUUAUUUGCACAUUAAUUAUAUAAUAAAAAUUCUGUUACAGCUUCUUAAAUUUUAUAAUUUAGUUUAAAAAGCGCUUUAAAUUUAAAAAUUUAGAAAAUGAAUUGAAAUAAUAAAACAACGAUUAUUUUAAUUGAGAUAUCCUUCGGGAAAGGAUAUUAUGUUGUUGCAGCUAUAUUUUAUAUGUAGAUAUGUAGUUGUAUUUUUUGCUUUUUAAAUGUACCUUAAUUUUAUAAUCUUUUUUUAAUAAACUAUAAAAAUA